AUGGAUGCAACAACAGCUUUAGCUGCCACAACCACCCUCUCAAAAUCUUUAACUGUGGCACCAAUGUCAACAAUAACUGAUGCAGAAACGGCAACUCGAUCUGAUACCACAACAACUAUAGAUGCAACAACAACUUUGGCUUCCACAAUCAUUUUUAAAACAUCCUCAACUGUAGUGCCAACAACAGCAACUGAUGCAUCAACCACAACUCUGCCUGACACCACAACAACUUCUGAUGCAACAAUAACUUUGGCUUCCACAACCACCCCUCAAUCAUCAACAACUGAUGCAGAAACCAAAGCUCUGACUGACACCACAAAAACAAUUUAUGCAACAACAACAAAUAAUGGAUCAACCACAGCUAUACCUGACACCACAACAACUAUUGAUGCAACUACAACUUUGGCAUUCACAAACACUGGUUUAACAUCUUCAAGUAUUGCACCAACAUCAACAACUGAUGCAGCAACCACAACCCUGUCUGACACCACAAAAACUAUUGAACCAACAACUUUGGCUUCCACAACCACCCCUCCAACAUCCUCAACCUUAGCACCAACAUCAACAACUGAUGCAGCAACCACAACCCUGUCUGACACCACAAAAACUAUUGAACCAACAACUUUGGCUUCCACAACCACCCCUCCAACAUCCUCAACCUUAGCACCAGCGUCAACAACUGAUGCAUCAACCACAACUCUGUCUGACAACACAACAAGUAUUGAUGCAAUAACAACUUUGGCUUCAACAACCACGCCUCCAAAAUCAACAACUGACGCAGCAACCAUAAACAUGCAUUUCUUCACAAAAACUAUUGAUGCAACAACAAUUUUGGCUUCCACAACCAUGCCUUCAACAUCCUCAACCGCAGCAUCAACAUUGACAACUGAUGCAGCAACAACAACUUUGACUGACACCAGAACAAUUAUUGACUCAACAAAUUUGGCUUCCACAAAUACUCGUCCAACAUCCUUGUCUGUAGCUCAAAUGUCAACUACAACUGGUGCAUCAACCACAACUCUGUCUGACACCACAACAACUACUAAUGCUACAACAACUUUGGCAUCAACAACCACCCCUCCAACGUCAACAACUGAUGCUGCAACUACAACUAUGCCUGACACCACAAUGAGUAUUGAUGCAACAACAAAUUUGGCUUCCACAAACACUCCUCCAAAAUCCUCAACUGCAGUACCAAUGACAACAACUGAUGCACCAACCACUACUAUGCCUGACACCACAACAGCUUAUGCCUUACACAACAACACCUACUGA
Molecule: messenger RNA, 1275 nt
Organism: Sinocyclocheilus rhinocerous
Lineage: Eukaryota; Metazoa; Chordata; Actinopteri; Cypriniformes; Cyprinidae
Product: mucin-5AC-like
Exons: 2
Coding region: 1-1275 (424 amino acids)
Source: RefSeq, a predicted model, not a curated record